Molecule: messenger RNA, 408 nt
Organism: Cylicocyclus nassatus
Lineage: Eukaryota; Metazoa; Nematoda; Chromadorea; Rhabditida; Strongylidae
Source: the annotation of a GenBank genome assembly
AUGAUACGCAUUACAGAAACCUUAGCAAUAAAGGAGCUCAUUCUUAACAUGGGUAAGCAACAAGAAGCACAGGAAUGUGUGAAAAGAGGUUUGAAGGCUGAUUUGAAAUCUUAUGUUUGCUGGCAUGUAUACGGGCUUGUUCAAAGGUCAGACAAAAACUACGACGAGGCAUACAAGCGAGCUUUAAUUCUUGACAAAGACAACAUGCAGAUUUUGAGAGAUCUCUCAUUACUCCAGAUACAAAUGAGGGGCUGUGAAGGGCGCAAAGAAUCUCGUCAUCAUUUGCUGCGACUUCGGCCAACGCAGAAAGUGUCUUGUCGGUAUACGGCUGAUAACAACCUGAGAUAUACCAAGAAGCCUUCUUCCUACGACUUCGAGUACUCGGAACUUGUCCUCUAUCAGAACUGA